Messenger RNA from Carcharodon carcharias (great white shark), 1815 nucleotides. RefSeq names its product pepsin A-like. Gene Ontology annotation, molecular function: aspartic-type endopeptidase activity. Gene Ontology annotation, biological process: proteolysis. The transcript is spliced from 9 exons. Lineage: Eukaryota; Metazoa; Chordata; Chondrichthyes; Lamniformes; Lamnidae. The coding region runs from base 261 to 1346 and encodes 361 amino acids. The record is from RefSeq and is a predicted model, not a curated record.
AUUUAAUAAGGUGACAAAUUGUAAUUUUGUGGUUUGAGGUCACUUAAUUUGGCAGCAAUAUCUGCUUUUCCAACAAGGUCAUCAUGUUUGAUAUCUACCAAUUAUGGAAAAGCUCUUAACUGCCUGAUCUGUUGUCCACAUCUAAAGACAAUGGAAAGGAUUGAUUCGGACGACUAUAAAAGCAGCAACAACUAGAACCCAUUUGCAGGAGCAUCUGAUAUUUCCCUUUUGGAGUCAUUUCACUACACCAAGGGACAAAGAUGAAGUGGUUGCUCAUUGCACUUGCUUGCAUUCAGCUCUCUGAAUGUUUAAUCAGAGUGAAACUAUUUAAGGGUAAAUCUGUCCGCAAUAUCUUGGCGGAACGUGGUUUACUCGACGAUUUCCUGAAGAAACACCCAUACAAUCCCCUUUCCAAAUUCCGUGGACCAUCCCAGCAGGACUCAUCAGGUUCAACAGAGCCAUUAGUGAACUACCUGGAUCUGUCAUACUACGGAACAAUCAGCAUCGGGACUCCACCUCAGAGUUUCAUUGUCAUCUUUGAUACUGGCUCUUCAAACCUUUGGGUCCCAUCGGGUUACUGCUCUAGUCCAGCAUGUCGUGAUCAUCGCAAGUUUAAUCCACAAGCGUCCUCAACAUUUCGCCUUUCAAACAAGUACCUUGCUAUCCAGUAUGGUACAGGCAGCAUGACUGGUGUACUGGGAUAUGACACUGUCAGAGUAUCCAACAUUGAUAUCACGCAACAAGAAUUUGGUUUAAGCAUCACUGAGCCUGGCAGCUUUCUUUAUUAUGCUGAAUUUGAUGGAAUUCUGGGAUUGGGAUAUGCAGAUUAUGCCAUUGCAGGUGCCACAACUGUUUUCGAAAACAUGAUGUCUGAGCAUCUGGUGGAGCAACCUGUGUUUGCUUUUUAUCUGACCAGACAGGAUGGUGAGUCAGGAAGUGAAGUUGUAUUUGGUGGAUUUGAUCCAAACCAUUACACAGGUAACAUUAACUGGGUUCCCGUCACUGUGGAAGGAUACUGGCAAAUCCUUGUGGACAGUGUGAAGGUCAACGGCCAGGUAGUGGCUUGUGAAAGCGGUUGUCAGGCCGUUGUCGAUACUGGCACCUCUCUAAUUAUUGGCCCUGUCUCACCGAUCCAGAGAAUUCAGCACGAGAUUGGUGCAGAAGCACAACUUUAUUCUGUGCUUGGUGUGAACUGUCGUAACCUGCCCACCAUGCCCUAUGUGACUUUCACCAUCAAUGGAAUUGACUACCACCUUUCUCCUGAACAAUAUGUUCUCCAGGAUCAAGGUACUUGCAUAAGUGGAUUUGAUGGCAUGUAUCUUCCAAGCGCUUCUGGAGGCCUCUAGAUUCUGGGAGAUGUCUUCAUUGGACCAUAUUAUUCCAUCUUUGACAGAGGAAACAAUCGUAUGGGCUUCGCCAAAUCUACCUAAUUUAUUCUUCCAGGAUUUAAUUUAAAGCACAUUCUGAUUCCAUUUUGAGGUUUUGCUCAUUCAUUGGCGAUGAUUGAAGGAGUGGGCCAUAAGGUAACACAAGGUGAAAACCUAGGAAGUCUCCAGUUCAUGAGGGCUCAGGUUCAUCUGAUUAUGUAUGAGACGCAGCAAGGAGGAACUCUAAAAUAAAGUCAAUGAGCUGGAACCUUUUAAUUACAUCUGGAUGAACCCUUACCACACUGACCCAGACAUUCAACAAAAUGGAUUGACAAAAUGUGCUUUAAAUGGUUACUCUUGCAAAGUCAACCUUGAAUGAUAAACCGCUUUGUAGAUACACUAAGAUUUUCCUUCUACUUUCAGUAGCCCAUAAUCCUAAAUGAAGAGC